Messenger RNA from Eptesicus fuscus (big brown bat), 2284 nucleotides. RefSeq names its product LIM domain binding 3 (gene LDB3). Gene Ontology annotation, cellular component: Z disc; filamentous actin; adherens junction. Gene Ontology annotation, molecular function: actin binding; muscle alpha-actinin binding. Lineage: Eukaryota; Metazoa; Chordata; Mammalia; Chiroptera; Vespertilionidae. The transcript is spliced from 15 exons. Gene Ontology annotation, biological process: heart development; actin cytoskeleton organization; muscle structure development. The record is from RefSeq and is a predicted model, not a curated record. The coding region runs from base 92 to 2284 and encodes 730 amino acids.
UGUUCCCAGCUAUUCUUAGGAGCCUCUCAGGAGCGCCACAGCCCAGCCGACAGCCAGGGACAGAGCAGAGGCUGCCGCUGUCCGCACCAGCAUGUCUUACAGCGUGACCCUGGCCGGGCCUGGGCCCUGGGGCUUCCGUCUGCAAGGGGGCAAGGACUUCAACAUGCCGCUCACCAUCUCCCGGAUCACACCGGGCAGCAAGGCAGCCCAGUCACAGCUCAGCCAGGGGGACCUCGUGGUCGCCAUCGACGGCGUGAACACAGACACCAUGACCCACCUGGAGGCCCAGAACAAGAUCAAGUCGGCCAGCUACAACCUGAGCCUCACCCUGCAGAAGUCGAAGCGACCCAUUCCCAUCUCCACGGCAGCGCCCCCGAUCCAGUCUCCUCUGCCAGUGAUCCCCCACCAGAAGGACCCUGCUCUGGACACCAACCCCGAGGUGCUGGCCGGCCCGGGCACGGAGGUCAGGCAGACCUUUAGCGCCUCCUUCUCCCAGACCUCCGCCUUCUCCUCCCACGUGGAGGCCUCUGACCCUGGUCCUCCUCGGGGCAGCCCGGGGGCCAAGACCAGCCCGGAGGGAGCCCUGCCCUCGCUCAGCCCGAAAGCGCCCCAGGGCCCGAGCCAGCCCCGGCAGUAUAACAACCCCAUUGGCCUGUACUCGGCAGAGACGCUGAGGGAGAUGGCUCAGCUGUAUCAGAUGAGCCUCCGAGGAAAGGCCUCAGGUGCUGGACUCCCAGGCGGUGCGGACUACCAGGAGCGCUUCAACCCCAACGCCCUGAAGGACUCGGCCCUGUCCACCCACAAGCCCAUCGAGGUGAAGGGGCUGGGCGGCAAGGCCACCAUCAUCCACGCGCAGUACAACACGCCCAUCAGCAUGUACUCCCAGGACGCCAUCAUGGACGCCAUUGCCGGGCAGGCCCAGGCCCAGGGCAGUGACUUCAGUGGGGCGUCGCCGCUGGCGAGCCUUCCCAUUAAAGACCUGGCUGUGGACAGCGCCUCUCCCGUGUACCAGGCUGUGAUUAAGAACCAGAACAAGCCGGAAGACGAGGCUGACGAGUGGGCCCGCCGCUCCUCCAACCUUCAGUCUCGCUCCUUCCGCAUCCUGGCCCAGAUGACAGGGACCGAGUACAUGCAAGACCCUGAUGAAGAAGCUUUGCGAAGGUCAAGGCCCCAGGCCUCUGCUCAGGGCACGGCCAAGGCGACCGCUCCAGCACCUGCCGCCCAUCCAUACCCCGAAGCCCCAGCUGCUGCUGCGCCCAAGCCUCGGGUUGUCACCACUGCCAGCAUUCGGCCUUCUGUCUACCAGCCAGUGCCUGCAAAUACCUACAGCCCAUCUCCGGGGGCCAAUUACAGUCCAACUCCCUACACGCCUUCGCCUGCCCCCGCCUACACCCCCUCGCCUGCCCCCGCCUACACUCCUUCCCCUGCCCCUGCCAACACCCCCUCGCCUGCCCCCACCUACUCCCCCUCCCCAGCACCAGCCUACACCCCGUCGCCGGCCCCGAGCUAUGAGCCUGCACCCUCGGUGGCCCACAGCAGGGGUCCUGCUGAGCCUGCCAGCCGCCCCCCUUGGGCCACAGACGACAGCUUCUCUCAGAAGUUUGCUCCUGGCAAGAGCACCACUUCCCUCAGCAAGCAGCCCCUGCCCGGAGGGACCUCUGCCUACACCCCAGGUUCCCAGGUGUCCCCCCGCACCAGGGGCACCUUCCAGAGGGCCGAGCGCUUCCCAGCCAGCAGCCGGACUCCACUCUGUGGCCACUGCAACAACGUCAUCCGGGGCCCCUUCCUGGUAGCCAUGGGCCGCUCCUGGCACCCAGAGGAGUUCAACUGCGCCUACUGCAAGUCCUCCCUGGCAGACGUGUGCUUCGUGGAGGAGCAGGGCGCCGUGUACUGUGAGCGGUGUUACGAGCAGUUCUUUGCCCCAAUCUGUGCCAAGUGCAACACCAAGAUCAUGGGGGAGGUGAUGCACGCCCUCAGGCAGACGUGGCACACCGGCUGCUUCAUCUGCGCCGCCUGCAAGAAGCCCUUCGGGAACAGCCUCUUCCACAUGGAAGACGGGGAGCCCUACUGUGAGAAAGACUACAUCACUCUGUUCAGCACCAAGUGCCACGGCUGCGACUUCCCCGUGGAGGCCGGUGACAAGUUCAUCGAAGCCCUGGGCCACACCUGGCACGACACCUGCUUCAUCUGCGCGGUCUGCCAUGUGAAUCUGGAGGGGCAGCCGUUCUACUCCAAGAAGGACAAACCCCUGUGCAAGAAGCACGCGCACGCCAUCAACGUGUAG